AACAGAUGGUUGUAUAUAAGGAGGCAGGCCGUAUUUUAGGACUAACCUUGGUGAAAAACACAUUGCCUUUCCUCUGACUUUAUUGUGAAGCAGCAGCAGUAGGAAAUGGGAUAUAACCCAAAACAGUAAUGUUGUAUUUCACGGUGCAUGCUUCCAGUGAAUCCCAAUUAGAGGUCAGAAAUGGCGACCCCGUCAAUAAACAUGAAAACUACUGUGCUAUAUAGUCCCUGGAAAAAAAAAAGCCAGCCACAUAGGCCUCCUAUAAAAAGCGGAAUUUGACAGCAUUCAAAUAUUGUGUUGCAUAUUGCAAAAUAUUAUUCUUGUCCAUUUAAACACACACAUAUACGCUGUAGGCUAUAUAUAAACGGAAUGCUGGCAUAUGGUGUUUCACCUUGACGGUUGACUGCUGCGGGUUAUGUGCAGUUCCAUGCGCCUCCACUGCGCUUCAGAUCAUUUCCUCCAUGAGUCUUCAUGCAGCAACAGGGAGGGAUAUGCUGUAUCAUCCAUCCCGACAGACGCUCGCUCCUUUAGUUGCAAUCCUGCAGCUCCAUCAUGGCUCUCAACAUCCCCGGAGUGGCUGUAAUGCUGUUCUUCUACCUGCUGGUCCUCGGCAUCGGCAUAUGGGCUUCCAUCAAGUCCAAAAGGGAAGCCAAGAAGGGCCAUGGGGAUAAGACGGAGAUGGCGCUGCUGGGCAACCGGGGCAUCAACCUGGUGGUCGGCAUCUUCACCAUGACAGCCACGUGGGUUGGAGGUGGAUUCAUCGUGGGCACAGCAGAGGCAGUGUACAACCCCUCCAUGGGACUGAUCUGGGCCGUAAUGCCAAUCGCAGCAACCCUGUGUUUCAUCAUUGGUGGCCUGUUCUUCGCUGAGCCGAUGAGAAACAAUAAAUAUGUGACCAUGAUGGAUCCUUUCCAGAUCAAAUAUGGAAAAGUACCGACGGCUGCUCUUUCGUUGGCUUCACUGGUAUCGGAGAUUAUGUGGGUGGCAGGAACACUCAUAGGAUUAGGUGUAACUAUGAGUGUAAUCUUGGAUUUGUCCUACACUGUGAGCAUCUGGAUUUCUGCUGCUGUGGCCAUUACCUACACCCUGAUGGGAGGUCUCUACUCUGUGGCCUACACCGAUAUUAUACAGCUCAUCCUCAUUUUCAUCAGCUUGUGGCUGUGCGUUCCCUUCGCUCUGAUGAGCCCCGCUGUGUUGGACAUCACUGAGACAGCAUACAACUACACCUUCCAGUCUCCGUGGGUUGGCACUCUGGAGGCAGACAGAGCCUGGAGUUGGAUCGAUAACUUUCUACUUCUGGGUUUGGGGAACUUGGGUCUUCAGAACUUUCACCAGAGGACGCUGUCAGCGGCCUCCUCAGCUACAGCCAAGAUAACCUGCUUCACUGCUGCGUUCAUCGUCCCCACAUUAGGCAUCCCUCCCAUACUCCUCGGUGCCGUGGCUGCAUCAACAAACUGGAACUUGACUUCUUAUGGUUCUCCUUCUCCAUUUGAACGUGGGGAGACCGGACUCGUCCUGCCCAUCGUCCUGCAGCACCUUACCCCAACCUACAUCUCCAUCAUCGGUAUUGGGGCGGUGGCCGCCGCUGUGAUGUCAUCCACGGACUCGGCCUUACUGUCUGCAGCCUCCAUCUUCACCUCCAACAUCUAUAGGAACAUCCUGAGGCCACAGGCGCCAGAGCAGGAGAUCCAGUGGGUGAUCCGGGGCUCAGUGGUGGUGGUGGGGCUGGCUGGUACAUCUCUCACCUUCCUGGACAACAGCGUCCUGAUGAUCUGGAUGCUUCGAUCCGACCUCACCUACACCCUCAUGCUGCCGCAGCUCGUCUGCGUGCUCUUCUUCAAGAUCUCCAACGGAUACGGGGCCGUUCUGGGCUGCGUGGUGGGCAUACUGUUGCGGGUGUUGUGUGGGGAGCCGCUGCUUGGGAUACCUGCUAUUCUUCAAUUCCCAGGAUGCAUUCUGGUAAAUGGUGUUUACAUCCAGCGCUCCCCAAUUAGGACCAUCUGCAUGCUGUCUGCUGUGGUGUCCAUCUUGCUGUUCUCCUAUCUGGCAUCUCUUCUCUUCAACAAAGAACUGAUUCCUGAGAAAUGGGAUGUUUUUGAUGUCAAAGCUCAGUACUCAAUACAAACACAAGGUGGCGCCAAAUCCAGCACCAAGAAUGAGAACUUGAAAGAACAAAAUGAGAACAAUGAAGUGUGUGAACCUAUGUUAGAAUCAACAUUUUAAGUAAGAAAUAUCAUUUGAAAUACAUUUUUGGACUGGUUUAGGAACAAAUGUAUGUUAUGUGAAAUUACAUACUUUAAAUAGUACAGUAUAUUUUGAAUUUUUGUAUACUUUUAUAUACAGCAUAAAUGGAAAAAUGCUCUUUAUAAGAUAAGAAGUUAUCAUUAUAAGAGCUCAACAUUUUCUCUGCAAUUUUUUGCAGUAGUGAUACCUUAAAAUGCUGCCCACUCACCCUCACCAGGAAUGCAAUGCUCACAAUUGUUUCUCACUUCUCAUUUUUUAGCAACAUUUUGUAGGUUGACCAUAACUCAAAAGUGCUGCUGUUGAUUGAACUUUAGUUUCUUGUUCAUAGAGAUGAAGGAGGGCUGUUUAUGCUCUCACAUAUUAUACACAAUGCCUGUGGUGGAGGUCAAAUCUUCUUGAAGCAGAGCUAUGGAGCUGUCAAACACUGACAUUCUGAUGCAGGCUUACUGUACCCUCAGAGUGCACAGUGCAGCUGUAAUAUGUUAAAUACAAUGAAAUAUCAGAAUAGCUAUUGGCAGGCACUUAAAAUGUAACGAUUUUGACCCAGAUCAGGACCAAAAAUAAAACUGCCACACCUCUGGGCUUGGUCGUGGUUGCAGCAGGCUGUUCCUCUUUCCAGCAGUGUUUUCCAGCUCCACAUGGAGGAUCGAUUCCAAGGUGUUCCCAAGCACCAAAUGAGAUAUAUAAUCUCUAAUGUGUUCUGGGUCUACCUUAGGGUAUCCUACCAGUUAGACAUGCCUGGAAAAAAUUCCAAAAGGAAGCCGCCCAGGAGGCAUCCUGAUCAGAUGCCAAACCACCUCACUGGCUCCUUUCCAUGGGAAUGAGCAGUGGCUCUACUGUGACCUCCCUCUGCAUAUCUGAGCUCAUUCUCUAUCUCUAAGGGUGAGCCAAUCUACCCUAGAGAGCAAUCUCUAUUAUGAAAAUUGUCAAAGACAAAAUAAAAGUCACUUAAUGAAGAGGCCGGUGAGGCUCAUUAUGUAAUCCACUUGUGCUUCCAGGUAAUUUUAUCACUCUUCUUUUUAGUCCUUUAGUCCAUUGUAUAGCAGGCUUUUGCAUUUGAAGGACCAGUUUGUAGGAUUUAGUGGCAUCUAAUGGGGCAGUUGCAAAUCACAAUGCCCUCACUUCAUCCUCCCAUUCCAAGCAUGUAGGAAAAACUAUGGUGGCGGUCAAACUUGCAAAAAACGCAAAAGGCCCUAUCUAUAGCCAGUGUUUGGUUUGUCUGUUCUGGGCUACCGUAGAAACAUGGCAGACUCCAUGGAAUGUUCAAUCGAUCCUCCUGAAUGUUACACACUGAACCUUCAAAAACAAUGGCCGUCAACAUUUAAGUUUUGUCAAUCUUGAAACCAAGGCAUGACCAGGCAUUAAUACUGCCGACCACUAUUGAAUGAAUACAGAGAAAAAACAGAUGGGCUGCUGUUACAACCCAAUGAGGCCAACGGAUUGAUCUGAUUAUGGGGUACUCAGGGCCAAGCAAAACAGAUUACAUGGAAGCAAGGGGGCUUCAGUGAGAUGAGCUUUUUAGCGUAAUCAAUUCAUUUGAAAUAAACCUCCUGUCUUUGCCAUUACCAUUCUUUUCUUUACACAUGCACAUUAUUGUUUUUUUGUCUUGAAGCCGAAGUCUUGACCGACCACAGUGACCACAGCCUGAAAUAAUGGCUGUGGUCACUGGUCUCCUCCACUUGAAACACAACACCCACAAUGUGAUAUGUCUCUGUUAUUGUUUUAAACACUAUCUAGAGAGAUGACUUUAAAGUGUACACAAUAUAAAUUCACAGUGCACAGCAUCAUCAACCCAACGACUUGAUGAGAGGGGAGUCAUGGUAUUUAUAUAUGUUUUAAGUAAUAUUUCAAGGCCCAAGAACAACCUCAGGAUCAAUGUCAAGGAUGUCUCUCCUGUAAGAGGAUUGUGCUCCUAACUCAAUGUCAUUGCUGCUGAAGAUAAUGUAAAAGUUAGUAAAAUAUUGAUCAUGGGAGGAUAAGACCUGUGUUAACAAAUAUGAGAAUUUCCCUUUAAGCACUACUCACUCAUCUCUACUGACUGAUGGCAUAACUAAGUACUAAGUGAUAAGUGAGUACACCAUUGCUUACACUCAAAGCCAAAAAUCUCCACAUUCGUAAUAGGUAAAGCUGCCAAUUUUACAAACCAAUUACUUGAACUUGCUAGUCAUGGGGAGAGGCUUUUUUUAAUAUCUUUUUUCAUUUUCAUUUUCAGCAUAUAUGAUGUGUUUUCCAACAUGAAAUUAAAAAACUAUAUUUUGACAAAAGCUAUUUAGUUAUUGAUCAGAAUUAAGCAAGAAAAAAAGUUCUCAUAGCUAUUUGUUGGGCCAAAUCCUGGUUUGUACUAAUAUGAAAAUGAGCAUGUUUAAUGAGACCUAGUCUCAUUUGCAUAAUUUAAUCAUAAACCAUAAUACAAAAAAAGUAAUAUAUUUGGGUGUAUAUUGAUUCUAAUGGAAUAAAAACAUUUUGGAAUACAUUUUUUCCCCCUAUUCCCGGGUGAUGCAUGGUCUUAAAUUUCUACAGUCAUCUAAUUAAGUUAAUCUUCUAUCUUUGUUUAGUACUGUGCUGGGUUAGGAUUAUAUUUGUCAACAUCUACAUGAAUUAUCGACCCUUAAUUUGGAAAGAAUUUGUCCUUGAAGAGUGCUUGAAUGUAUCGUGACAAAAGAGUGCCAACCCUGUAAUUAAGACACUUUAUUAUGAGGACAAACAUGGAUACAAUAAGUUUUGUUUAAGUCCACAGAACUAAACCUGACUCCAUGUAUGUCCGAGCUCAUGAUGACACACAAAAAUAACCGCCCUCUGCUUGAUAAUUCAACACGGGACUGUAUGGCAUGCUAGCACUGUGACAGAUGUCCGGACUGUCCUCUGAUGUCCGCGUCAUAUCUAAGUCUAUAUGAGGUGACAUCUCGCUCCUGUCUUGUCUGUGUGCCAACAGCUCUAGUGGAACAAUCGUCCCACAGGACACGGUAACACGGGCUGAGAUAAAGGUCUUCUAUAAUAAGACUACACAAGCAAGUGCUGCUGUCACAAGGACGCUGCUGUGGCUGCUUCCUGUGUCCUUUGUCUGUAUGUUGAUGGUUACGUUGGUGGUGAAGUUAAGACUAAGGUUACUCCUUGACCU
Molecule: messenger RNA, 5362 nt
Organism: Morone saxatilis (striped sea-bass)
Lineage: Eukaryota; Metazoa; Chordata; Actinopteri; Moronidae
Product: high-affinity choline transporter 1-like
Exons: 8
Coding region: 553-2223 (556 amino acids)
Biological process (GO): choline transport; transmembrane transport; acetylcholine biosynthetic process
Cellular component (GO): plasma membrane
Molecular function (GO): choline:sodium symporter activity
Source: RefSeq, a predicted model, not a curated record